Molecule: messenger RNA, 2895 nt
Organism: Aegilops tauschii subsp. strangulata
Lineage: Eukaryota; Viridiplantae; Streptophyta; Magnoliopsida; Poales; Poaceae
Product: putative disease resistance RPP13-like protein 3
Biological process (GO): defense response to other organism
Molecular function (GO): ADP binding
Source: RefSeq, a predicted model, not a curated record
AUGGCGUCUGCUUCGAUCACGUUCGUGCUGAACCGGCUGGGGGAGCUGGCGGUGAAGGAGGCGGCGCUGCUGAGCGGCGUGGGCGACGACAUCCGGCUGCUCCGGGACAAGCUCGAGUGGCUGCAGACCUUCAUCCAGGACGCCGACCAGGAGCGGCGCGAGGGCGCCAACCAGUACGUGGGUCUCUGGGUCCGCCAGACCCGCGAUGUGGCGCACGAGGUGGAGGACGUCCUCGACGAGUUCCUCCGCCGCCUCGACCACGACACGCUGCGGCAGGGGGUCCCCGCCUGGAGGAGGUGGCUCAGACUCGCCGCCUCCUGCACCACCCAGGUCUCCGUCCGCCAUGACCUCCGGGAGCGGAUGGACGGCAUCAAGAACAGGCUCAAGGAGAUCUCUGACAACGUCGACAAGUACAAGAUCAGGACGUUCCGCCCCUCCGCCCCCGGCGCUUCUUCGUCGGCCCACAAUUCUACCAUCAACACCGUCCCCGCAUGGGAUGAGGGGAGCGAAGUGGUUGGCUUUAAAGAUGAACGUGCAGAGCUGCAACGUUAUCUUCUCGCUGGUGAUGAUACUAGCAGAUCUGUCAUGUCACUAGUUGGGGAGAGUGGCACUGGCAAAUCCACACUUGCAUGGGAAGUGUAUGACAGUCCUAUUAUCCGGAAGCAUUUUGAUGUCCGAGCCUGGAUCAAUGUCCCACCACAAAUAAGAGAUGAUGACAUCUUGUACUUCAUCUACAAGCGUUUGUGUCCCGAGAGUGAGGCCUGUGAACAAAAAAAUUCGAUCACAGAAAAAGUUCAUAAAGCCCUCUCGCUGUACCUGAAGAAUAAACGCUACCUGGUGAUGCUUGAUGGCCUGGUCAAUUUCAGCAACUGGCACUCCAUACUCCAUAGCCUACCACAGAAUGAGAAAGGCAGUAGAGUGAUGGUCAUCACUCGCCUGGAGGACAAAGAAGCUGCAUAUGCUAACCCAAAAGUUAGCACCCUCAAGAUAGGCAAGCUCGACAAAAAAGAUAGCUCAUCGCUAUUUCGUCGCAGAGUCUUUGGGGCCAACAACCAAUUUAAAGAGAAGAUCCUUGGCAGCAAAAUCUCAGAACCCAAUGUAAAUAUGGAGAAGGCAUGCGAGAACAUGUUCAAGAUAACCCACGGACUACCCUUGGCCAUUGUGGUGCUGGCUGGGCUUCUUCGGACAAAGAGCAUAUCAGAGUGGGAAGAGGUGUUGAAGAAGCUCGAGUCGGAUAAUGAGCCAAAGCAAGUGAAAAGGAUCUUGGCUUUGAGCUUUGAUGAUCUCCCAAGUCGGCUCAAGUCUUGCUUCCUAUAUUUUGCAGGAGUGCCAGAGAACCUGAUCUACAAUGCGAGACGCCUCGUGCGGCUAUGGGCCGCCGAGGGGUUUCUGAAGCCAAAGAAGGGGAAAACCAUGGAGGACAUUGGUCAGAACUACCUGAAGGAGCUGAUCUCAAGGGAGAUGAUCCGCCUGGUGAAGAGGGACAUGAAUGGAGGUGUUUGGCUUGUUGCUAUCCAUGACCGUCUCCAUGCUUUUGCACAGGCAGAAGCACAUGAGGCGAGUUUCCUUGAGGCACAUGACAAUGCUGAUCUCCUUGCACCCGGUGCAGUUCGCCGUCUGCACCUCCAGAACUACACAGAGACAUAUAUACCAAUGGGCACCGCAUUCCCUAAGAUGCGGUCCAUCUUGGGUGAUUUUGCUGAGGAAAGAUCACAGAAUGGGAAACGAUCGCUUAGCUCCAAAGUAAGAGCGCAUGGCCAAUUGAAGAAGCAAGGUAACAAUAGUGAUUUACGCUACCAUGCUCUCCGUUUUCUGCCGGCAUCCAAGUUCCUCCGUGUAAUUGAUCUCCGGGGGUUAAGGAUAAAAAAGGUGCCUGGUGCAAUUGGGGAUAUGAUCCAUGUAAGGUACCUAGGGCUCCGGAGUCGCUCCCUUACCAAACUCCCUUCCUCCAUUGCUCGUCUCAUCAACCUUCAGACACUUGACAUAAAGAGAACUGAGGUGAAGAAGGUGACACGAGCAUUCUGGGAGAUUCCGACGCUGCGGCAUGUUGUGGCCAACAUGCUAGGACUGCCAAAGUCAGCUGGGGUGCUCAACAACAUGCAAACACUCACAGGCUUGCUUUGCUCUGAUCGUUUAGGCAACGACAUCAAGCCUUUACAAAACAUGGUUUAUCUUCGCAACUUGCAGAUUUCAGGUCUGGAUAACCGGCACUGGGAAGCACUUAGAGAAGUGUUCAAGAAGCUUGAGUCACUCAUGUACCUGCAGCUUGCUGGGAAAGAUAUUCCACUCGAACUCUUCACGAAAUUCACACUGCGCCGCCUGCAGAUCCUAGAGCUGCUCGGGAAAAUCGACAAAUCAAGUGUUAAUGAGGAGGACCAGUACACACUACCCAAUGUCACUAGGCUAGUGCUCAAGCUAUCAUUGGCAGAUCAGAAGUUCAUUGACAAGAUAGGUGAGCUGCCAAGCCUCAUGGAGCUAGUAUUGUCCGAAGAUUCCUACUGUGAAGAAAAUCUCUUGUUUUCUGAUAAAGGAUUCAACAAUGUCACAAGCUUGGUGAUGGCCAACCUAACAAUGGUGAAAAAGUGGACAAUACGACCCAUGUCCAUUCCGAAGGUUCAAAAGAUCGUUCUAUCUGGUUGCCCCAACAUGGAGAUCAAGCUUGAAGGGAAAGAAGGGGAAGAAAGCCUAGAAGGUUUGAUGGCAGAUCUCAAGGAAGUAGUGGUCUGCAACAUGCUGCAAGAGGGCUCCAUCAUCGUCAAGCCUGCAAAUUCUGCCUUUGAGGAGAAGAUCAACCAUGUGGCCAUCAAAACGAAGAGUGAAGACAUAACAGGUGCAACGCAACGAGAUGGAAGGUGGAGGGCAGGUAUGAUAGCUGGCAACAUGUACCAGAACUAG